Cloeon dipterum is the source of this 1105-nucleotide messenger RNA. RefSeq lists its product as uncharacterized. The transcript is spliced from 5 exons. The record is from RefSeq and is a predicted model, not a curated record. Bases 109 to 903 code for a protein of 264 amino acids. Gene Ontology annotation, molecular function: oxidoreductase activity. Lineage: Eukaryota; Metazoa; Arthropoda; Insecta; Ephemeroptera; Baetidae.
AAUUAUAAUAUAAUAGGAACUGGUCUCUCUGUCUUGCGUAAGGACACGGCCGUUUAAUACCAAACACUAACUCGUGAUAGUCGUGAUUUAUCGAAAGUCCAACGCAAGAUGGCUGGCACCUUUUUGGAGUCUCUCAAGGACAAGGUUGUGAUCGUCACAGGCGCCAGCUCAGGGAUCGGCGUAGAGACUGCUGUUCACUUUGCACGCCUUGGCAGCAAAGUUGUGAUAACCGGCAGAAAUGCCGAAAAUCUUGAGAAAACCAGAAAAAAAUGCGUGGAAGCCUGUGCUGACGAUAGCAAGAUCGUCUCUAUUACUGGUGAUGUGACGAAAUCGGAAGACUGCAAAGUCAUCAUAAAGAAUUGCAUCGAUUCAUUCGGAAAAUUGGACGUUCUGGUGAAUAAUGCUGGUAUCUUGGUGAUGGGUAGUGUCGAAGUAGCCACUGAGGAGGACUACAUCAAACAAAUGGACGCCAACGCAAAGUCUGUCUUCCUAAUGACCACUGCAGCUACACCGCAUCUGAUCAACUCCAAAGGAAAUGUCAUCAACAUUUCCAGCGUUUGCGGCAUAAGAGCGUUCCCAGGCAUAUGCGUUUACAACAUGAGCAAAGCGGCUGUUGACCAGUUCACUGAGAGUGCUGCCCUGGACCUAGCCAAACACGGUGUGCGAGUGAAUGCUGUCAACCCUGGUGUGAUAGUCACUGAGGUUCAUAAGCGAGCAGGCGUCUCCGAGGAGCAGUAUCAACAGUAUUUGGAGCACAGCAAGACCACUCACGCCCUUGGUCGAGUUGGAAAUGUUGAGGAAGUGGCUUCUGUCAUCACUUUUCUGGCAUCCUCAGGGGCCUCUUACAUCACUGGAGCUCACAUUCCGGUAGACGGAGGAAGGCACGCAAUGUGUCCACGUUAAAACGGUGUCAAUAUUUAAAAAUCAAAUAGUACACCCAGUAAAGAACUGUACUGUAGUAGACUGUUAGGAUAAAAUCAAUAUACAAUUUAUUUUUAUAUCGGGCUUUACAUGAGGGAUAAAAUGUAAAUCAAAAGUUCCUUAAAUUGUUAUGUAAACGUUAGUUUUGCUCAUGAAAUACAUUACCAGAAGUAUAAUUAUAUAA